Rhodamnia argentea is the source of this 537-nucleotide messenger RNA. Its product is annotated as toll/interleukin-1 receptor-like protein. Gene Ontology annotation, biological process: signal transduction. The transcript has a single exon. Bases 1 to 537 code for a protein of 178 amino acids. The record is from RefSeq and is a predicted model, not a curated record. Lineage: Eukaryota; Viridiplantae; Streptophyta; Magnoliopsida; Myrtales; Myrtaceae.
AUGGAGAAAGGGCAAAUUAUGAGCAAAAGAGCGCAGAGAAAGAGAGCACUGAGGGAGAAAAAGGAAAAGAGUGCAGAGAAAGAGAGCACUGAGGGACCAUCCGCUCCUUCGUCCUUCCCUCCGAUACUCACGGGAGGAGAUAGCGAUCAAUACGAUGUGUUCUUGAACUUUAGAGGCUCAGACACCCGCAAAGGAUUCACCGAUUAUCUCUACCGCAGUUUGGUCAAUGCAGGGACUGUAUCGAUUUCAGUGUUCAAGGACGACAUCAGCCUCGAAAUUGGCGAGGAUUUUAAUUCGGAGAUUCUUGAGGCUAUCACUCGGUCUAAGAUUUUGAUUCCGAUCAUCUCCGAAAAUUAUGCUUUGAGCAAGUGGUGUCUCCGCGAGUUAGUUCGUAUGAUGGACUGCAAGAAGAGCAUGUCGCACAUGGUGUUGCCCAUUUUUUACAAAGUGGACCCAUCAUAUGUGCGGUUUCUAAAAGGAAAUUUUGGGGAGGCCUUCCGUUUUCGUGAGAAGCGUUUUGAUACGAAGGAUAUCUAG